This is a messenger RNA of Truncatella angustata, 1452 nucleotides long. RefSeq lists its product as uncharacterized. NCBI's taxonomy places the organism in Eukaryota, Fungi, Ascomycota, Sordariomycetes, Amphisphaeriales, Sporocadaceae. The record is from RefSeq and is a predicted model, not a curated record. The transcript has 2 exons. Bases 1 to 1452 code for a protein of 483 amino acids.
AUGGAUCAUCAAGAACCGAUGGACGAGGCCGAAGCGCCCGAUGCCCAGCAGCAAGAUGAAGAACCAGAGGAGCCGGAGAACCAACCAGAAGCCACCACGAUGGCCGGCUGGACGCUCAAUUCCAAGCCGGUCCCCUUCCCCUUCAACAUGACGACGACGGCCCUGUGCGCAAUCCUACAGUGUCUCCUCGUCCUCGGCAACCUCGAGUUCGAGCAUCGGCUGUUAUUCCGCUAUCAGAUAUGGCGCUAUCUCUUCCACGUCGUCCCGCGCGUCCUCCUGAGCAUUGCUCUGGCCUUUCUCAGCACUCUGCUCUACGAGCGCAUCCUGGCCUACGAGGAAGGGUAUUUCCGUCUCCUCUGGAACGCGGCUAUAGUCGAGCCGCAGCGCCUGAUGAUCAGACUCAUCGCGAAAAUGUGGGAUGUCGACAUCGAGAUUCCUGCUCGUGAGGAAGCGAAUCGAUUGAGGGAAUUGCAUGAAAUGUGGAGAAUGCUCCAGCUGGGAAAAGAUGGGCGAAGUUCCCCAACCGCCGCCUCAAUCUAUGAAACACUUGCGGAGGCUUGGGAAACGCUUGUGAAUGUUGGUGUUGUGGUUGAGCUGGAGGUUGCAAGACGUUUAUCUCGAGAUGGGCUUUUAUGGGUGCUGAAAUGGUCGCAAAUGUCAGGAUGGCAGGAGGUAACCAGUUUUAUCAACGAAGAUAAGAUCUGGGUUGAGACGGCCGCAGAUCCGGAAGACCUCUGGGCCCCGUUGCAUAGAAUCGUCGGGCAGGUUUUUCUCCAACUUCUCGUGGCUACUGUCUUAUUACAAGUGAUGUUUUUCUACCGAUUUCGCCUCCAGGAGGCCCAGGGGAUCUACGAGGAUGACGACAUGUAUGAAGAGCUGCGACCAAAGGCGACGUUCCUGCGGGCGACGGCUAUGCACCUAUUUACGUAUACGGCAUAUCAGAUCAUCCAGUUCGCCAUACCUGAUCAUGUACGAACGGCUGUUCCGGGACAUGUGCUCAAGCUGGAGACUGUUCAAUGGCUGAGGACGAGAACAUUCAAAAACUUCUGUCUCGCACCAGGUUCGUUUUCAAGGCUCGAUAUGCGCGGAGGGGCUUGCCUUGAGGACCUGGGGUGGGUAGUGGCAACUCCUAUCUUGACACUCGCUGUGCACCUUGCCGUUCGCUAUGUAAUGAGAUGGUUUGUGCGAAUUGGCUGGUGGAUGGCCGACUCAAUUUUCGAGUGGCAAACGCUGUACAUUCACUUCGCCGUGGAACAAAUAAAGCUGAUUUUCCUUGAGCAGAUGGACGCGGACCUUGGAUUGGACGAUCAAGUCAAGAGUCGAGCUUUAGUGAGUUUCUUCUUUCCAGGUUCGGGCCCUAUGGCUAUGAUGGUCCCUGGCGGCUAUGAUGCUGAGAGAGUAUGGGGCGCUGAUGAGAAUGAAAACAAUGGUGGGAAUGAGGGCGUUGAUUAG